UGCUGUAUUUCCAGACGGCUAGAAGUAGACUAACAAUUGGCUGCCCUCCAGUAUUCAGGUAAUCGGUUCACAUGCGGGUAGAAGGAAUUUUGUUUUUUUUUUAAGCCGUUUUCCUUGUUGCGCGCGUCCCCGCUGCUGCGUUAACGCGCACUGUUUAAAGGUCCCUUGCCCUGCGCGCUCCCCUCGUUAGGCUUGUGCGCGGCGCUGUUAGGCAGGGGUGGGUGUGUAUGUGAAUGCACGCCAGCUCACUAUCUAUCUCUAGUAAAGUCGAGCCCGAAGCUCUCACAAGCAGAACAAGGCUGGGUGCAGCUACAAUAAAGAUGGAAGGAACAGGGUCUUUCGGAGCCGGUAGAGCUGGGGGCGCCUUCGACCCCGUCGCCUUUAUCAAACAGCCACAGACCGUUCUCAGAAUACUAUCUUGGAUUUUCUCUAUUGUCGUGUUUGGAUCCAUAGUGAACGAAGGCUACGUGAACAGUCACAGCAACAUACUGCACUGUGUUUUCAACCAGAACGACAAUGCCUGCAAUUACGGGAUUACCAUCGGGGUGGCAGCGUUUUUUGCUUCCAUGUUCUUCUUCCUCCUGGACAUUUAUUUCCCCCAGAUCAGCAGCGUGAAGGACAGGAAGCGGGCAGUGCUAGCAGAGCUGGGCUUCACAGGUUUCUGUACGUUCCUGUGGUUCGUGGGAUUCUGCUUCCUGGCCAACCAGUGGCAGCGCACCUCGUCCGACGAGCUGCCUCUGAACCAGGGGGCCGACGCAGCCAGGGCCGCCAUUGCCUUCUCCUUCUUCUCCAUCGUCUCCUGGGCUGGCCUCACUGUGAAGGCGCUCCAGAGAUACCGCUUGGGCACAGACAUGUCCCUCUUCACCACGGAGAACAUCGAGGGUAUUCCCAAUGUGGAGCCCUACCCUGGCUACCCAACAGGCAGCGGCAUGGAGACUGCAGACACCUACCAGAGCCCGCCGUUCACCGAGAGCCUGGACAGCGGCCCCAAGGGCUUCCAGGUGCCAACCUACUAGGACUCGCCAAGCCGUGUAAACACGCAACCGAUCCGUCCGCGGUGCAGUGGCGUGCGUUGGGUGGAUCGCUGCCAAGUGUAACAUGAAGUCAAUUCUGAUGUGGCCUAUCACUAAUGGGCUUACAGUGUUUAUAGAUAGUUGUGACCUCUGUACAGGGUCAGUAUGCUGGUUGUAUUUUCAUCUUUGUUCUGAUAGGUAGGUAGGUUCUAGUUUGGGUAAGUGAUGUCCAUAAAGUCUAGUGUUCCCUCUGAGUCCGGGCCUGUGUAGUGACAAGUGUUGGUAACAAGCCUGAUCCCUUCACUUCUUGUUUCAAUAGUAGCUCUCUCUCUCUCUCUGUCUUCUUUUUUCAUUAUAAAUAGCCAAGUCUUACAGGAAGAAGUAAUGGGGUUUCAUCACAACCAGAUCAGAUCCUGCCGCUUCUGUCUAUUGCUGCAGGUUAAUUGGCUAAACAUACCGCUUGAAAAACUGCAACAUGCUCAAUUUAAACACAUGCAAAGGGAGGGGUGCCAUAGAAAUGAAGCAGUUCCACACGGUUUGGUGUCCUGACGGUUCUGCUGUUUGGUGGUGUGGGCGUGUGGAUAAACGUCACGUGCUGUGUGCGCAGUUGCCUUAUUUCUGUGACAGUAUUGCAUUCGUUAAUGAAUCUGUCCUGAUUGUGAAACUCAUUGGGGUUUGCAGAUUUAAGAACCCUGAUUUAAAUUUGAAAUGCCAAUGCAAAAAAUAAUGCAAACUUAAAGACUGCAAUACCCAUGUAUGCUUAGGAAUCUGUUAUUGAAAUAAAUCAGAAACAUGCAGCACCACACCCAUGUUACAUGGUAUAUUUAUUUGUGUGAUAAUAUAGAUUCCACGAGGAAUUAAAAGAUGCUAAAAACUGAUCAAAAUGAAUUUUAUUAAGUGUUAAAUAAAAUCUUCAAGGGUAAGGAUGAUCACUUGGAACUGGAAGAGGCUUGCUAUAAGAUUCAUUGCUGUAAACGUGUGUCAGUAAAAUCUGUUAAAAAAACCUUCGCACAUAAAUGAUGACAGUAAGCAGGAGGUCAGCAUUUUGUUUUGGAGUUCAGUUUAAUACCAGAGCUGUACUUCCUAGCCUGUGUUUUAAAUGACCCUUCUUCAGUGAGAGCACUGGGUAGGAACUCAAUGCAGCAGAAAGAGACUUCAUUGUACUGUAGAUAAAGAUUUGUUAAGUGUUUUUUCAUACCUUUACUGCUUCUAGUGCAAAAUCAAUGACCUGUGUAUUAGUUGGUAAGAAGAAAAAAGUGUAUAGUGUUAUUCCCUGUUAAUCUAUAGGACGUAGUGCUGUAAGUAGUGUUAGAAAGUGAAACUUGUACCAAUGUGAAUGCAAGCACACCAUGCCUACAUUGUUUUAAAUGCAGAAAUAUGUUUUUAAACAGCUUCUAUCAAAAGGGAUCUUCUCAAAAGUUUGGAAACACUAUGCAGCGUAAUACAGGACAAGAAAAAAAAAAUACAAAUGUGACAAUAUAACAAGGUCUUGCCAUUCUAACUAUUGCAUUGCUGCGGUUUUAAAAAAAAUGCACACAUUUUUUUCAUAUUGCCGCCUUCUCUACCUUAACUUCAGUUUGCCUUUGUGUUAAAUCUCAUUAUGUGGAUCAGACGAGAUUUGAUUUUACAGCCCUUUUCUUCAAACCGUCCACUUUGCUGAGACUCCAGUAGCAGUGACGUCGGUCGGGAAUAUAUCCUGUUAAUAUCGUACUGUAGAAUCACAAGAAAAUCUUGUGACAUUACCUUGAGACCUGCAUCCGAUAGCAUGUGCGGUAAAACAUUUUUAAACAGAGACGAGGCUGCUUUUAAAUUAGCUUAAUUAUUAUUAUUAUUUAUGUAUGGUAAACAUGUAUUCAAUAGCUAAGGAAUACCUUGUACAGUUAAGAUCAGCAAAUGUUUACAUUAAAAGUAUUAAGAUUACAAAUGCAGUAUGAAUCAAAAAGUACAGGUCCCACUUCUUCACAACAUUUCAUGAUUUGAGGCCUUUUAAUACAGGCUAUUUCCAGGGUUGUACUUUUUGUUGAAGUCCUGUCAAAACUUUUGAGACAAUCCUAAGGGGGAGCAGUGGGUAAGGACUGGGAGUUAAUGUUAACAGUGCAUAGUGUUUAAUACCUGUGGUAGCGCAUCUUUAAUGAUAUUGUACACAAAGUGAUACUGGUUGUAAUUCAAUAUAUAUUUAUGGACUCUUGUUUAUUAAAGUGUUCACACUCUGUUGUGUUUCUUGUACUGAUAAUGCACUCCUGUUAAAAUACUUCUUGGACCACUUUUCUGGCAUCAGUGUGACCUUUAAUUUCGAAUUUGUCAUUAUUAUACAUUUGUUUUUCAGCUCCAUCUCUAUUUAAAUUAUACUGGUCCAUGUUCUGUAAUGGUACUGUUAGCAAAUCACCUGUGUACAUCUUAUGGAAUUUGUUUGAAUCAAAAUAGUCUUUCCUGACAUUUAAAAUAAAGUGUAAUGUUUUUAA
Acipenser ruthenus (sterlet) is the source of this 3475-nucleotide messenger RNA. Its product is annotated as synaptogyrin-3. Bases 234 to 1016 code for a protein of 260 amino acids. NCBI's taxonomy places the organism in Eukaryota, Metazoa, Chordata, Actinopteri, Acipenseriformes, Acipenseridae. Gene Ontology annotation, cellular component: synaptic vesicle membrane; neuromuscular junction. The transcript is spliced from 4 exons. The record is from RefSeq and is a predicted model, not a curated record.